Molecule: messenger RNA, 2254 nt
Organism: Budorcas taxicolor (takin)
Lineage: Eukaryota; Metazoa; Chordata; Mammalia; Artiodactyla; Bovidae
Gene: ZBTB46
Product: zinc finger and BTB domain containing 46
Exons: 5
Coding region: 142-1911 (589 amino acids)
Biological process (GO): regulation of transcription by RNA polymerase II
Molecular function (GO): protein binding; DNA-binding transcription factor activity, RNA polymerase II-specific; RNA polymerase II cis-regulatory region sequence-specific DNA binding
Source: RefSeq, a predicted model, not a curated record
UGGGGAUACCACGCGGCUGGAAGGACCGACGCGCGCGCGGCCGCCGAUGCCUCCAUUGGCCAAAUCCAAUCUCCUGUGGCACGCACUGUCCCGUGGCCCCCGCCCUGAGAGUCCAUAGAGGAGGCCACCCCAGGAUCCCAGAUGAACAACCGGAAGGAAGAUAUGGAAAUCGCGUCCCACUACCGACACCUGCUGCGCGAGCUGAAUGAGCAGAGGCAGCACGGAGUGCUGUGUGACGUGUGUGUGGUGGUGGAGGGCAAGGUUUUCAAGGCCCACAAGAACGUCCUGCUCGGCAGCAGCCGCUACUUCAAGACGCUCUACUGCCAGGUGCAGAAGACUUCUGAGCAGGCCACGGUCACGCACCUGGACAUCGUCACCGCCCAGGGCUUCAAGGCCAUCAUCGACUUCAUGUACUCUGCCCACCUGGCCCUCACCAGCAGGAACGUCAUUGAGGUGAUGUCUGCGGCUAGCUUCCUGCAGAUGACGGACAUCGUGCAGGCCUGCCAUGACUUCAUCAAGGCCGCGCUGGACAUCAGCAUCAAGCCAGAUGCCUCGGAUGAGCUCGAAGCAUUUGAAGUGGGUGCCCCGCCUGGUGGUGGUGCGGACGCCCUCAUCUCCGCUGUGAUGGCUGGGAGGAGCAUCUCCCCUUGGCUGGCCCGGCGCACGAGCCCCGCCAACUCCUCCGGGGACUCAGCCAUUGCCAGCUGUCAUGAGGGCGGGAGCAGCUAUGGGAAGGAGGAUCAGGAGCCCAAGGCCGAGGGCCCUGACGACCUUGCCUCACAGCCACUGUGGCCUGGCGACGUGGGCUGCGGGCCCCUGCACGUCAAGGAGGAGCCGCUCUCACCGGCCCACUUCGGGGGCAGCGAGCCGCCUUCUGCCAUGGAUGGCACCAUUCAGAACUCUUUCUCAGAGCAGACCGCCGGGGAUGGCUGGCAGCCCACGGGCCGGAGGAAGAAUCGGAAAAACAAAGACACAGUCCGACACAUCACACAGCAGGUAGAGGAGGACAGCCGGGCCGGCUCCCCACUGCCAUCUUUCCUCCCAACGUCCGGGUGGCCAUUCAGCAGCCGUGACUCAAACGCGGACUUGACCAUCGCUGAAGCCAGCAGCUCGGACAGCCGAGGGGAGAGGCCAGAGUUCCUCCCGCAUGUGGAUGAGGGGCUUCUGGGAGGAGAGGGCAGCUACCUAGGCGCGCCCCUCACCCCCGAGAAGGACGACGCGUUGCAUCAGGCUACCGCCGUGGCCAACCUGCGGGCGGCGCUCAUGAGUAAGAACAGCCUGCUGGCCCUGAAGGCGGACGUGCUUGGGGAAGACAGCUCCCUGCUGCUGGAGUACCUGCCCAAGGGCGCCCAUUCCCUGUCCCUGAACGAGUUCACGGUCAUCAGGAAGAAGUUCCGCUGCCCCUACUGCAGCUUCUCGGCCAUGCACCAGUGCAUCCUCAAGCGGCACAUGCGCUCACACACUGGCGAGCGGCCCUACCCCUGCGAGAUCUGCGGGAAGAAGUUCACUAGGCGGGAGCACAUGAAGCGGCACACGCUGGUGCACAGCAAGGACAAGAAGUACGUGUGCAAGCUGUGCAGCCGUGUGUUCAUGUCGGCCGCCAGCGUGGGCAUCAAGCAUGGCUCGCGGCGCCAUGGCGUGUGUGCCGACUGCGCAGGUGGCGGCAGGGCCGGCUCCCUGGAUGGUGGCGGUGCAGAGGGCUCCCCCGAGCUGUUCGCGGGUGACGGGCCAUACCUGGAGGACCCCGAGGACCCACGCGGUGAGGGCGAGGAGGAGCUGGGCGAGGACGAGGAUGACGUGGGCCUAGCCCCCGAGGACACGCUGCUGGGGGACAAGGAGGAUGACGACUCGCCACGGGGGCCCCACAGCCCCACCGGGGGCGUGGACAAGGACUUUGCCUGGAUUUCCUAGGCCAGGCGAGCAAUGGGCUGCGGCCGCCCUCACCUGUGUGUGCCCCAGGUCCCUUCCCCUGCUGCCCCCAACCCCUUGUGGACAGCAACCUGGGGCUCUGAGGCGGCCACCGCCCCAGCUAGCGGGCUGGGGACACACACAGGGUGGAGGCGCAGAGUGGGUUGGAGCCUUGAGAGAGCCCGCAGCAUCUCCCCCAGCUGGGGCACGUGGCAGGCCUCAGGGGAGCCCAGGAGGCCGGCGGCCAGGAAGGGGCAGUGCUGGCCAGGGCCUCCUCUGUGGCCCUGAGGCCCGGGUCUGGGGGCUGUUAGAGAGUUCCAUCGAGCCCGGGCAUCCAGGGCUGAGU